This is a messenger RNA of Phodopus roborovskii (desert hamster), 2906 nucleotides long. RefSeq names its product glycoprotein alpha-galactosyltransferase 1 (inactive) (gene Ggta1). Gene Ontology annotation, molecular function: hexosyltransferase activity. Lineage: Eukaryota; Metazoa; Chordata; Mammalia; Rodentia; Cricetidae. The record is from RefSeq and is a predicted model, not a curated record. Gene Ontology annotation, biological process: carbohydrate metabolic process. Bases 296 to 1408 code for a protein of 370 amino acids. Gene Ontology annotation, cellular component: membrane; vesicle; Golgi apparatus. The transcript has 8 exons.
UCACCACAAAGGUGGAGAGCUGGAAACCCCUAGUCAAACAGUACUAAAAACUAUCUCAAGUUGGUGCUCCCUUCCAUACCAAGUUUGCUGAUGACAGCAGUCUGUGGCCUUUCUACUGUGAAGGCUAGGAAACCACAACCAGAGAAGACAACCCCAAUACUGCCCAGCAGAGGAAGAAAAGGAGCUGGAACACUGCACCUUCCCUUCCUCUGAGCCCUGCCUCUUGCAGGCAAGAGCUCAAGAGAACUUUGCUAUCUGCUCGGGAGGGAACACAGCGGAUGAUGAGGAGAAAAUAAUGAAUGUCAAGGGAAAAGCGGUCCUGUCGAUGCUGGUUGUCUCAACUGUGCUUGUCGUGUUUUGGGAAUAUGUCAACAGCCCAGAAGGCUCCUUCUUGUGGAUAUAUCACAUGAAAAUUCCAGAGAUUGGUGACAGCAGCAGGCAGAGCUGGUGGCUCCCGAGCUGGUUUAGCAAUGGGACCCACAGUUAUCAAGAAGAGGACAUAGAAAGAGGGAGAGAAAAGCAGCGAAAUGAAGGCAGAAUUGAAGAGCUUCACUUGUGGGACUGGUUUAAUCCAAAGAACCGCCCAGAAGUUUUGACGAUGACCCCAUGGAAGGCACCAAUUGUCUGGGAAGGCACUUAUGACAGAGCUGUGCUGGAAAAGUAUUAUGCCAGACAGAAAAUCACCGUGGGACUGACAGUUUUUGCUGUGGGAAAGUACAUCGAGCAUUAUUUGGAAGAUUUUCUGGAGUCUGCUAACAGGUACUUCAUGGUUGGCCACAGGGUCAUAUUUUAUGUCAUGAUGGACGAUGCCUCCAGAAUGCCUUUUAUACACCUGAGUCCUCUGCAUUCCUUACAAGUGUUUGAGAUCAAGUCUGAGACGAGGUGGCAAGACAUUAGCAUGAUGCGCAUGAAGACAAUCGAGGAGCACAUCCUGACCCACAUACAGCAUGAGGUGGACUUCCUCUUCUGCAUGGACGUGGAUCAGGUCUUUCAAGACAAUUUUGGGGUGGAGACUCUGGGCCAGUUGGUAGCUCAGCUCCAGGCCUGGUGGUACAAAGCUGAUCAUGACAAGUUUACCUAUGAGAGGCGGGAACUGUCGGCGGCAUACAUCCCAUUUGGACAGGGGGAUUUUUAUUAUCACGCAGCUAUUUUCGGAGGAACACCCAUUCACAUUCUCAACCUCACCCGGGAGUGCUUUGAGGGGAUCCUCCAGGACAAGAACAACAACAUAGAAGCAAAGUGGCAUGAUGAAAGUCACCUUAACAAAUAUUUCCUUUUCAACAAACCCACUAAAAUUUUAUCUCCAGAGUACUGUUGGGACUAUCAGAUAGGCUUGCCUUCAGAAAUUAAAAAUGUAAAGAUAGCUUGGCAGACAAAAGAGUAUAAUUUGGUUAGGAGUAAUGUCUGACUUCAAACUGUGCUGGCAGAUUUCAAAAUUUGACAGAGAAUCAUUCUGGCUAAUCCCUCAAAAAGUAGUAACAGUUGAUUUUACCUUAAAAAUCAAAAUCAAAAUCAAAACCUACCAACAUGGCAAACUCAUACUAUUUCUCCUUAUAACUUUGAGCCUUGUAAUAUGUGAGAAGGAGGCUAUGGUAAGUAAUCAGAUGUAAAUUCUCAGUGAUUUCUUAUAUAUUCUGGGUUUGGGGAAAAUAUUACAUAAGCGGAAAUCAAAAUUAAUUUGCCAUCAGUAAAUACAAAGCCAGAACGUUCUACUCAGUAUGUCAGAUAGCUUACUGGAGAACAGGGUGCUAAGAGAAAUGCUUGGCAACAAGAUAGGCUAUCAGCUUGGGGGCACUGGCUCAUUGCCUUCCUGGUUGUGAGGAUUCUAGAGCAACACAGAAAGACCUUGCAGUAGGAGAAUUGUAAUGCAUGGUCCUCAAAGACUUUUCAGCUGACGGUUUCAGGCCACUGGCAGGCCAUACUCCCAUUUUGUCAUUGUCUGGCUUCUGUGUAUAAGAAAGGUAGAGAAUACUAAUGGGUAUCAUGGCGGCACAUGUUCAGAAUCCCAGUAAACACAGGGCUGGCAACUUAGAGUCUGUGCUAUGCUGGAGGAACAGGGCAUGGGGUCAGUGCUUGAACUGAGUUGCAAAUACAGACAGCGUUCUUAACAGUGCCUAAUAGCAGGAAUCGAAUGGAAGGUGCCCAAGUCAUAUUCAGUGUUGAACUCUGUGGUGAGAGGCGUGGGUGACGUUAGGGAAGGAGAAUGCUAAAGUGGACUACAAGGACCUGAUUUCCGUCGGAAGACAUUCCGUCAUCAUCUGUUCCUAACCACCUUCUCUGAACCUCAAGGUUCCUCAGCCCAUUAUAUCCCAGCAUGGAAGGCUGGCAUGAAGAGGAAGCCCUCCAUUGUGUGACCUCAUUUCCCCUUGCUCUGUCUGCACUAUCUAAGUGCAACAGCCAGACAGACGUUCUGGGCAACAUGGCAACUGACUUUAUAGCAAUGGGAGACCUUCACCAUAACAGCUGCUAAAUGUUCAGUUCCCUUCUCUGAGGGAAGCUUAACCUCUUCUAUAUUGGUGGUUCUCAAACUGUGGGUCAUGUCCCUUACAGUGGUCAUAUAUCAGAUAUCCUGCAUAUCAGAUAUUUACAUUAUGAUUCAUAACAGUAGCAAAAUCACAAUUAUGAAGUAGCAACAAAUAAUUUAAUACAUUAACACGAGGAACUGAAUUAAAGAGUCACAGCAUUAGGAAGGUUGACAAUCACUGCUCUAUAUGGUAACCUAAGCAAAUCAGUAUAAGGGGAGAUUCUCAGUCUGUAUUUCCGUAUGUAGAUAUAUUUAUAUUUUGCUUGUCUUCCUGUUUUGUUAUAUGUUUCCAUUUUCGAGCAAUUUAUUUAAAAUGCAUUGUCCUGACUUAUGGUGUGAAGGGCUUCAAUAAAAAAGCAACUUACAUAUUGUCUGCAGUGAA